This is a messenger RNA of Apodemus sylvaticus (European woodmouse), 1651 nucleotides long. It is a transcript of the gene Nkx2-5, whose product is annotated as NK2 homeobox 5. Bases 315 to 1292 code for a protein of 325 amino acids. Gene Ontology annotation, biological process: cell differentiation; regulation of transcription by RNA polymerase II. The transcript has 3 exons. The record is from RefSeq and is a predicted model, not a curated record. Gene Ontology annotation, molecular function: RNA polymerase II cis-regulatory region sequence-specific DNA binding; DNA-binding transcription factor activity, RNA polymerase II-specific. Gene Ontology annotation, cellular component: nucleus. NCBI's taxonomy places the organism in Eukaryota, Metazoa, Chordata, Mammalia, Rodentia, Muridae.
GUGGAGGUUGAAGGCUGACAGUUUCUUGGGCGUGAGUGACCGCAAAUUGAUUGUGGAGUACGGUGACGCAGAACUGCCCGUCGCUCCUGUCAUCGAGGCCCCUGGCCCAAUGGCAGGCUGAACCCCCCUUACUCCAGCCUGCUCCCGCCUCUUCUGCCCCUGGUGCUCUGCGCUACCUGCUGCCGCGCGCCACAUCCUGGGCAGAGAGGCGGGUGAGCGGCGGGCGGCGGGCACCAUGCGGAGAGGCUGUCCCCCGGGGUGGGCAGCGCCACUCUCUGCCACCCACCUGGCGCUGUGAGAUCGGCGUUGCCACCAUGUUCCCCAGCCCUGCGCUCACACCCACGCCCUUCUCAGUCAAAGACAUCCUGAACCUGGAGCAGCAGCAGCGCAGCCUGGCGGCUGGGGACCUGUCUGCGCGCCUCGAGGCCACCCUGGCGCCCGCCUCCUGCAUGCUGGCCGCCUUCAAGCCCGAGGCCUACUCCGGGCCCGAGGCGGCAGCGCCCGGCCUGGCAGAGCUGCGCGCGGAGCUGGGCCCCGCGCCUUCGCCCCCCAAGUGCUCUCCUGCCUUCCCAGCUGCUCCCACAUUUUAUCCUCGAGCCUACGGUGACCCUGACCCGGCCAAGGACCCUCGGGCGGAUAAGAAAGAGCUGUGCGCGCUGCAGAAGGCGGUGGAGCUGGACAAAGCCGAGACGGACGGCGCCGAACGACCACGCGCGCGGCGGCGACGGAAGCCACGCGUGCUCUUCUCCCAGGCGCAGGUCUACGAGCUGGAGCGGCGCUUCAAGCAGCAGCGGUACCUGUCGGCGCCCGAGCGCGAUCAGCUGGCCAGCGUGCUGAAGCUCACGUCCACGCAGGUCAAGAUCUGGUUCCAGAACCGCCGCUACAAGUGCAAGCGACAGCGACAGGACCAGACUCUGGAGCUGCUGGGGCCGCCGCCGCCACCCGCGCGCAGGAUCGCCGUGCCGGUGCUGGUGCGCGACGGGAAGCCCUGCCUGGGGGACUCGGCAGCCUACGCCCCUGCCUACGGCGUGGGUCUCAAUGCCUACGGCUACAACGCCUACCCCUACCCCGGCUACGGAGGCGCGGCCUGCAGUCCUGGCUACAGCUGCGCCGCCUACCCCGCCGCGCCCCCCGCCGCGCAGCCCCCCGUCGCCUCUGCCGCCGCCGCCGCCGCCGCCGCCAACGGCAACUUCGUGAACUUCGGCGUCGGGGACUUGAACACCGUGCAGAGUCCCGGGAUGCCGCAGGGCAAUUCGGGUGUCUCCACGCUGCACGGCAUCCGAGCGUGGUAGGGAAAGAGCCCGUUUGGGGCGCCCCGGACCUACUCCCACCUUUAGGAGAAGGACGAUGACUCCGGGGGAUGGAAAGGCUCCCGCUCUGUCCCGUCCCUCGGAUUACACACCCACCCUCGCGCAGACCUGGGACCUUUCUCCGAUCCAUCCCUCUUUGUUGACGUAGCCUGGUGUCUCGGCCCUGGCAGAGCCCUUCCAGGGACACGGUCACCCUCUACGGAUCCCACACUAGGACCCGGAGCCCGGGCCGGGCGCCCGGGCCCUGGGUUGCCUUGCCGCCGCCCACCCACCCGUAUUUAUGUUUUUACCUGUUGCUGUAAGAAAUGAGAACCCUCUUCCCAUUAAAGUGAGUGCGCUAA